UCUCUACUCUGUAUCAACAAAUCUCUGAACAACUUUUAAGCAUCUCUAUCAAGAUAAAUGUACUUACAAUAUACAUACGCGUUAAAACAUAAGCAUACAGUAAAGGGUUUUGUAUAAACUAUCAAUUGAAUUAGUGUUAAAGUCAGAAGAAGGGAUCUGAAGAGAGUGAGGCCGAGUUUUACCCAGGAUGCGCUGGCUUCUCAACACCAGUCUGUUUACAACCACGUUAACAUUAAGAGGUGCAGGAUGAGCGUGUGUGGAAUCGUCUGUUUGAGUGUCUGUAUUCUCGUGUACCGCUCCAGACUUAAUGCAUACACAACAAACCUAUUCUGAAAAGUAUUUUACAGCGCCCUGGAAAGGAUUCUUCAGUGGAAGUUGUGUGUACAAAGAAAACUGGAAUCUUAAAAGCUGGAUGUGAGGCUGCUUUGUGAGUAUGGUACAUCUCAACAGGUGUAAAGAACAGGAGGCGCUGAAGACCCAAGACUGACUAAAUGAACCUUCGUCUACAGCGUCUUCCUACGUCUUUCAAGUCUCAGUCUAAAGUAACCUUCGUCUACAGCGUCCUUCCUACGUCCUUCAAGUCUCAGUCAAAAGUAACCUUCGUCUACAGCGUCCUUCCUACGUCCUUCAAGUCUCAGUCUAAAGUAACCUUCGUCUACAGCGUCCUUCCAGGUUUCAGAUUAAAGAAACUCUCGUCUACAGCGUCCUUCCAGGUUUCAGAUUAAAGAAACCCUCGUCUACAGCGUCCUUCCAGGUUUCAGAUUAAAGAAACCCUCGUCUACAGCGUCCUUCCAGGUUUCAGAUUAAAGAAACCCUCGUCUACAGCGUCCUUCCAGGUUUCAGAUUAAAGAAACCCUCGUCUACAGCGUCCUUCUAGGUUUCAGAUUAAAGAAACCAUCGUUUACAGCGUCCUUCCUAUUACUUCUUCGGUUUUACCUACACUGUCCCGAUCACCAGCAGUGUCAACAGUCAACAUUUAACGUCCACUAGGAACAGUUAGUAGAAUCAGCAGCAGGUGAAGCAGGGAACCGCCAGUCUUCACGAAAGGCAGCAGCAGGACCUCUCAAUAUCCAGCACCAGGAAACAGGAUUCACCAGCAGGGGCAGCAGAGAGCUCUUAACAAUCACUAGCAGCAAGGAACGCUCAGCAUUCACCAGGAAGACGCUGUUUCUUUUCAGUAGAACGAUCAGAAGGGGCAGUAGGAAGCUAUCAACAUUUACCCGUAGGACAGUAUCGCUCUUCACCAGGACUACCAGCAGUCAGGAUCCUUCACAGUACACCAGGAUUACCAGCAGCGAGGAUCCUUCGCAGUAUACCAGGACUACCAUCAGUGAGGAUCCUUCACAGUACACCAGGAUUACCAGCAGCGAGGAUCCUUCGCAGUAUACCAGGACUACCAUCAGUGAGGAUCCUUCACAGUACACCAGGGGUACCAGCAGUGAGGAUUCCACACAACUGAUCAGGUCCAACACAGUGAAUCUUAGCCUCCAGUAGAAGCCCCAUCAAGAUCAGACAACCCACCCGGCAGGAACCUCUCCCCAGCAUCAUCAUCAGCUCAGCACCACACAAACCACAUCUCAAAGCCAAAAUAUCAACAACACCGGUGACACCAAGCGUACAUGCGCAAGAGAAUAAGCAAGGCAAGCGCGAGAGCGUUUUUAAAAACGGUUUCGCAGAAAAACUCGGCCCUGUCUGAGAGUCGGGGGCCAGACAAAGUCGAGACUGUACACGAAGUUGACAUUAACAAGACGAACUGGAAGAGUUAUCCCAACACCACCAAAAUUCACAUCAACAUCCCUCCGAACAUCAUGAAUAACACAGAAGGGAGUAACAAUGGCGACGCUGGAUUCUGUGCCUGGGAUCCCAACGCGGCCAGACUCCUCAAGAUGGUCGACACUGAGAACCUGGAGGGGCUGCAGUCGCUGCUGGAGGGAGGAAUCCACGUUAAUGGUCACGGUGGGUCGUUCCACGAGACUGCACUGCAUCGUGCAGCACAAGUGCGCUGGGCUACAGGAGUACGUUACUUACUCUCAGCCGGAGCUUCUGUGUAUGCAAAGAACCAGUUCGGACAGACACCUCUGCACUACGCAGCCGCCUCGAAGUCAUCAGCUUGUAUUAAGUUACUUCUGGAGUCUGGGCGACCUGGUGUGUUAGACCACCGGGAUAUGAGAGGACACACGCCCCUGCAUGAUGCUUCCGCCUCAGGCUGCGUCAAUGCCAUUACUGUGCUUCUGAAGGCAGGGGCUCUUGUCCGUGCUAAGGACGGCAAUGGUGAGACGCCGCUACACAAGGCAGCCAGAGGACAGUCCAUUCCUGCCAUGUUGGCGCUCCUCAACGCUGGAGCUGACAUGUCAGCGUGUGAUAAUAAUGGUGAGUCCGUGCUCUCCUACACUCUCCACCACUUCCCUGGCACCAUGGAUGCUGUCUUUGAUUACUGCCUCGUCACUAACUCCACAAAAAUGAACACCAAGACGUUAGAGGUAACUAUGAACUUCCUGCCAUUAACCUCCUCCGAGGAUAAAAACCAAGUUCAGAAUUUACAAUCAUUCGUAGGUCUAGGCCACGCCAAGCUCUUGAGUCACCCGCUGUGCGAGGCAUUCCUCCUCCUGAAAUGGAUGAACGUCCGUAGACUCUUCCUGAUUGAGGUUGUUUUGUACUUAUUUUUUGCAGUGGUCACUACUAUCCUCACAUUUAACAAGUUUGUCUGGGCAAAGAACGAGAUCAAUUCGUCUACGCCCGUAGAAGAUACUGGGCAGGAGGUGCAGUUACACAACGCGACUGACCUUUGUGGUAUCCGUCCUCUGCCACCCCAGGCUGUAAAGGCCCUGGAAGGAAUUGUAAUCACUUACUUGGUGGCGAUUCUCAUCCAACAGUUCUUUUCGUUACUACAGAACAAAUUGGGGUGGUUUCGGUCUCUGUCUGGCGUACUGCACGUGAUCAUCACAAUACUAGUGAUGAGUGUAGUGCUACCAUCUGUGCUACAUGAGUGGCAGCACCACUUGGCCUCCUGGCUCAUGCUUCUCAUGUGGACUGAAUGUAUGUUGCUCAUCGGACGCUUCCCCAACUGCGGCAUCUAUGUGGUCAUGUUUACCAGGGUGGCUAAGGUGUUCCUGCGUAUCUUUCUCAUUUACUUCUGCCUGCUGCUGGCCUUCUCCGCCGCCUUCUACGUGGCGCUCCACUACUCUAAGGACAAGACGGAUCAAUGCAACACGAGUCCGGUGUUUAAUAAUCCACUACUCACCUUUAUCAAGAUCAUCACCAUGAUGAUCGGAGAGCUGGACUUCAGUGAUACCAUUGUGACAGGGCUCAACAACCUGCUCUUCACAGGACACGCCAUCUUCCUCCUCUUCGUCAUCCUCGUCUCCAUUAUCCUCUCCAACCUGCUUGUUGCCCUCGCUGUCAAUGACGUGCAGGGUCUGCGGAACUCUGCCCACCUGGAGAGGUUGAUCAAACAGACGGAACUUGUCUUCCACAUGGAGAAGAACUUCUCCACCGCAGCCUAUAUCGCUAGUUACGUAAAGAUCCCCAAGAUGUGCCACAUGUUAAUGAAGAUAGCAAAUGUGUGCAACUAUGACUGCUACAACACUCGCGUCUACAUUCUUCCCAACAAUCCCAAAAAGUCUAACAAGUUGUUCAUCAUUGAAAACAAGAAAUACAAAGAAGCAACUCUUCCUUCACAUCUUCUGGCAAAUGUGAACCAGUGUUUGAGAACACGAGAGACAGAAGCAAGUGACAACAAGAGCAGCACUCGCACGAAGAGAGGUAGCAGGAUACGCAGAGGAGAAUACCAUCGCAACACUGACGAGGAUAUAAAGUCUAAUCUCAAGGAACUAGAGGCCAACAUGAUCGAAAUAGUGAGCGAGAAAAUGGAAGACAUGGCAGAGUCGUAUACCUCAUUGAAUAAACGUAUCACAGCCUUAGAGGAGAAGCUGGAUAAAGUUGUGAACUUAUUGAUGGAGAAUGUUGAUGUUACCCCUGCAGACACGAGUCCCAGCAGUGGUGAAGGUACCUGAGAAUGCUAGUGCCAUGUCACAGCGCCAAGGAUUUACAUACUCUUGUUAGUCAUAGUUAAAACAAACAUUAGUGAAAACCACAGGAUUCAUUCAAAGUAUGAAAAAUUGAAAUUUGCCAUGUUUACAUGCAUCCUACUGGGGUCCUAAAUGUUUACAUGCAUCCUACUGGGGUCCUUAAUGUUCACAUGCAUCUUACUGGGGUCCUAAAUGUUUACAUGCAUCCUACUGAGGCUUCUAAGCACAUUCAGGUACUAAGAAUAUCUUAUAUAACAGAUGGUAACUUAUUUAAUGCAAUUAUAAUACAAUAAAUCACAUAGUGAAGAGUAAUGGGAUGGAUCCAGGUCUUACUAGAAGGUGAUCAUAUAAAAUUUACAUACCAAAAUAAAAUUAGUCAAGAUUUAGAACUCGAUUCAGUUAAAAAAAACUGAGGCAGACUUGAACAGUGAUUAAUACUGAUGAUUCAGGUGACUGACUGAAGAAUACUGGUUCAAAAUUAGCUUAAUGCACCAGAUGUACUGGAUUGAUGAUGUUUUGUUGGUCAGGAAAACUGGUUAUGUUUUCACCUUAGGUUAAGAUUCGCCAGUAAACUGGACAAGUGUUUCCUGACGUGGGUCUUAGUCAUAUGAUGACCCACCACUGGAGCUUGUGGUCAUCUGACAGAGGCCUUCCGCUUGUUAUACUCGACGCUGGUCUUAUACCACGACCUAUUCCAUAAAGCGUUGAACUGUGGCCGUCCUCUGUAUACUACAUGCUGACUGUAUCAGUUACAAUACAUGGGUCUGAGGAGCUCAACUCGGCAGUGAUUAGGUUUAAAACAAAAUGAAUUUUAAUAAGAUUGCAAAUAUAGUCUUAGGACAUGUGGCAUAAUGCAAUAUUUUGAUCCUAAAGUUCAAAAUUAUUGUUUCACAUCAAUGUGGAACAACAUAAUGAGACAUAACGAGCUGUAUAUACUUCUGAUUACUGAUAAAUAACUGAAAAUGAAGCAGUAUUAGAUUUUUCUCACUAGUUUAAAUACUGAACACACACACACACACACACACACACACACACACACACACACACACACACACACACACACACACACACACACACACACACACACACACACACACACACACACACAUACACAUGUAUACUAUGUAGAAUAUAUUAAUUUUAGUGCUCAAGUGUUUUGUAUAUAUGGAGUUAACCUUUUCAUGCACAUGGAGUGUAAAUAUCUGUACUGUGAUAACCAAGUGUUGUAUAUGCAUCUCUGUGUUGUCUUCCCAGGGAAAUAUUUUUUAAAUUGUGCCUUAAGAAAUUAAGGAAAAUCUAGAGUAAUUUAAUUUAAAGACAAUGUGCCUUAAGAAAAACUUAAGUGAUGAGCUCAAGACAACGAUGCCUUCAGCAGAAAGUUUUGUUAUACUCGAAAAAUAUGUUAAGAACUUCAAAGUUUUGUUAAAUUUGAAUUAACUGAGUUUAUAAUUAAGCUUGUGAUGACAGAGCCUUUAGAUGCAAAAAUAUUAUUUACAAAGACAACACUAAUUUAUAUAUAUAUAUAUAUAUAUAUAUAUAUAUAUAUAUAUAUAUAUAUAUAUAUAUAUAUAUAUAUAUAUAUAUAUAUAUAUAUAUAUAUAUAUAUAUAUAAUAGUGCUGAAGCUGUGACAGUUUAUGUAUCUGUGUGGGAGCCUCACCCAAGUGCAGGCAGCAACACAAGUUAAUGAACAGGUGUUUCUCAAGAACUUAUACACUUAUACACUGUGAGGCGUUUGUCUCUCAGUGUAUAUAUACUGAGAAGUGCCUCUCAGUGUAUAUAUACUGAGAAGUGCAUGUCUCAGUGACUGUACACUGAGAGGAGUAUGUCUCUCAGUGUACAGUGCAUGUCUCAGUGAAUGUACACUGAGACGAAUACCUCACAGUGUAUAUAUAAGUUGUGUUGCAACACAACUAUCAUCAAAGAUUUGUUAAGUUAUACCAUGAAUUAAGGAAAGGUCCUGGACUUCACCUUACGAAACAGACAAAACAAAUGUGAUAGUAAUCAUGGACAAAGUAGAUUACAGUUGAAAAAUGAACAUGGGUAACACGAGACUUCAGCCUUACAGCGCUAGGCAGUGUGUUAAAGUAUGAUAUAAACCUUGGUAACAGAUACCCACAAAUUGAUUUAGAAAGACAGGUAAGCGAACACUAGGACAUAUUAGAAAACGUUUCGGUCCUGGGACCUUGAUCACUUCUAGGUCCCAGGACCGAAACGUUUUCCAAUAAAUAUAGCCUAGUGUUUGGUUACAUGUCUUUCUAAACCAGUUUGUUAAAGCAUUAUGACCCACCUCUGGCGGCCAUCUUGGCUCUGCCACGCCAUGUUUGCUGAUUCCUAUGGAACACAGAUGCCAAAACCAUUGCGAGAUUGAAAAAGAAUGACAAAACUGAAAAGUAGAAUUUUAGAUAAAGAUAAAAACAAUUAGAGGGCAUCUUCGCCUUGUGUAUGACAUACGGAAGUCCAGAAAAUAUUGUGAAAUUUAAAAACAAAAUGAAAACGAAAUUUUUAGGUCAAAAUGCGAAAAAUACAGACAUGAAUAUCGUGUACUGGAAAUUUUAGAGAUAAGUGGACGCGAUCUCGUAUAUAUUUUUGUGACUCACGAAAUCGUAAUGACACGAUUGCAAACAAACCAUACCACGGAUGGGGUUAGAACCCGCGAUCAGAGUCAUAAAACUCCAGAUUAAUGUGUCGGUCUGGAGUUUAACGACUCUCUGAUCGCGGGUUCUAACCCCUCCCGUGGUAUGGCUCGUUUACAUUUUUGUGAAUAUAUUUAAGAGUGAUCUUGAGGGAUGCAAGCGGUGGUGUACUCAGGGGUCGAUUCAUAGCUCCUGGCCCUUGAGUUACCUCAAGAUACACCUGUGAUAUAUGAAGGAUUCUCACAACAUUCACGCACUACAUGUGAUAAGAAUGUUAUAAUGGAAGAAGAGGAUGUAGUAACUAAUGUUAAGCAUCGUGUGAUGUGGAUGAAGUUUGUGAUAAAUGUUUGUGAACCUUAAUGAUUCUCUUCCCAGAAGAAUAAAAGUGACGAUACUGUUACUAAAAUAAUUCAGAUCUAUGUUAGGUAAAAAGACACAUUUAUCUCCUCCAUAUUGUGAUUUAGAUAUGAAUUGUAAUAAUGUUGGUAGAUUUACCGGCAAUAUGUUGGGUAAAAGGACACAAGUGCAAUUAAUGUGGCAUUUUAUUGUGGCAACGUUUCGCCCUCCAGGAGCUUUGUCAACGUUCUUACUGCUAAGUGAACGGGAACAGCGGGUGGAAGGUGGCUAGCACCCAGGUACCUGCUUACUGCUAGGUGAACAGGGACAGCAGGUGUAAGGUGACUAACACCCAGGUACCUACUCACUGCUAGGUGAACAGGGACAGCAGGUGUAAGGUGACUAACACCCAGGUACCUACUCACUGCUAGGUGAACAGGGACAGCAGGUUUAAGGUGACUAACACCCAGGUACCUACUCACUGCUAGGUGAACAGAGACAGCAGGUUUAAGGUGACUAACACCCAGAUACCUACUCACUGCUAGGUGAACAGGGACAGCAGGUUUAAGGUGACUAACACCCAGAUACCUACUCACUGCUAGGUGAACAGGAACAGCAAGUGUAAGAAAACCCGUGCUGGGGAUCGAUCCCUGGUUCCCUCAGUGCAAGUCGAGGACGCUACCAACCAACCCACGAACACCCACAUGACUUACUAACUCUAGUAAGGUGCUCACAGGUGUGGGUGGUCAACCAGACCUGUAACAAUCACGUCAGUAAUUGUUCCUACAUAUAUUUCUCAUUAUCAACAAUAAAAGUCUUAUUACAAUGA
Messenger RNA from Cherax quadricarinatus, 7827 nucleotides. The record is from RefSeq and is a predicted model, not a curated record. Lineage: Eukaryota; Metazoa; Arthropoda; Malacostraca; Decapoda; Parastacidae.